AUGGAGAAACGAAGUCAUGCAACACAAAAAAAUGAUAUAAAUGAUGAUGCUGAAACAGAUGCAAAAUCCUGGGCAUUUUUUUUUUUAUCAAUAACGAGAAGAUUAAUAAAAUAUAAUGUCAAACAAAAAGUGAAUAUAGUACAAUUUUUUACAAAAGUUUACCUUUGUAUCCUUGUAGCAUGGACAUUAAAUUAUUGGAACAAUACUAAUUUUAAUAAAAACUGGGAUGAAAGCAAUAAUAAGGAUGAAAAAAAAACAAUAAAUUUAUGGGAUAAUAAUAACAACAAUAGAUCUUUAUCACAAGUUGACGUUAUCAGGGUGACAACGUAUGAACCUGCUCAUAGUAAACCUUGGAAAAGAGGAUAUAGUCAAACAACCGUUUCAAAUGUACCUCGAGGAGCACCAUUACAUAAUGUUCCUCAAAAGGGAACUCCAAAUUUACCUCCACCAAAUGGUCCCCCCAUCAGACCACCUUUACAAGGGCUACAAAAGAUACAACCUCCAAGCAUUGCACCAAAAGGACCAUCUCAACAAAUAUUGUCAAAGACAGGUUCUGUAGUUGUAUCAUCAAGAGGACCACCUCCUCCACAUGGUCCUCCAGUUGCACGUCAUCCACAAAUUCCAAUCAGAAGAAUUCCUCAACGUGGUCCUCCCAAUGGGCCUCUAAAUAUGCCACCUCCACGUGGACCUCAAAAUAUGGCUCCUCCGCGUGGACCUCAAAAUAUGCCGCUUCCACGUGGACCUCAAAAUAUGGCUCCUCCACGUGGACCUCAAAAUAGGGCUCCUCCUCGGGUACCUCAAAAUAGGGCUCCUCCACGUGGACCCCAAAAUGCGAUUCUUCCAAAUAGAAAUAAAUCACAUGUAUUAUCAAAGGUACGCCCUCCACAAGUACAAUCUAGAAAAAAACUACCAUCUAACUCUAGAACGUUUUCAAAUAACAAAAAGUUUUUACAAGAAAGUGAUGCUAAUUUAAAAUUAACAAUUGUUGAGUCAACGCUUCAAAACAACAGUGAUGUGGUACAAGAAUCUGAAAAUAAGGUAGAAAUAAAACAUCCAAUCAAUGUUGAAAGUGACACAGAUACUGAAGAAAAAAUGGAUAUCGUACCACAUAGCAUAGGAUAUCCAAUCAAGGUUCAAAAUGUUGAAGAAAAUAAUGAUACCUUAGGAGAUAUCGCAAACACAAUUAUGAGUAACAUUCAUGAAAUUGAAAUGGAAAGAAAUCCAGCGUUAGAAUUAAUAAAGGAAAACAUAUUAGAUUAUAUUAUAUCUGCAAAUAAAGGAGUAAUUAAAAAUAUCGACACAAUAAAAGAAAAUAUAAUAAGUAAUUUGAAAGGGGCUGACGGUGAUUGGAAACCUCCCAUUGAAUUAAUUAAAGAAACAUUAUUAGAAAAAAUUGGAAGUCUUGAUCCAGAAGAAAUAGGGCCCAAAAUGGAAGAAAUUAAAGAUGCAGUUAUUGAAAAAAUAACGACAAAUAUUGCAUGUGAAGUAAAACCAAAGUUGGAUAAUAUAAAAUUAACUGUUUUAGAUAAAUUGGAUGAUAUUAAUUCUGCAGUUGUCAAACCCAAAAUUAAUGACUUAAAAGACACUAUUAAUAGAAAAAUAAUAAACAUUGAAAAUGACGUGAUACCCAAAAUUGGAAAUACAAUAAAAGACUGCGUUACAGAUAAAAUAGAAGAUAUAACAAGUGGUAUUGAAAAAACUUCUGAAACUAUAAAAGAUACAAUUAUGAGUAAUGUAAAAACAAUUUAUAAAAAUGCUCCUGUUCCUAAAAAUAUUAAGGAUAUGGCUAGUAGGUUAGUCCCUGAUCCAAAUUUAAGCAUGGAAGAAAAUAUGAUAGAUUCAGUUAGCAAAUCGACAUUAGGGUUUGGCCUAAUUGGUAAUAUAAAAAAACGUUUUAAACAGAUAGGAAAUACAUCCCAAGCAAUUGCCUGUUUAGCUAUAUCCGUAAUGACUUUAAUAGGAGGAAUGGGGGGUUUCGUUGCUGGCAAUUAUCCAGUCGCUGCUGGAGUUAUGCUAAUUGCGCUUCUUUUUUCAUACUAUGGCUCAUUUAAAUUAUUAAAAGCGAUGUUUUUCCCCAAUUUUGAUAUGAAGAAAAGAAAUUUUUUUAAAAGAAGAAAAAAAAAAGAGAAUAAGAAAAUUACCCAGAAUAUUGCAAAAUAG
Molecule: messenger RNA, 2160 nt
Organism: Plasmodium gonderi
Lineage: Eukaryota; Apicomplexa; Aconoidasida; Haemosporida; Plasmodiidae
Product: Plasmodium exported protein, unknown function
Exons: 2
Coding region: 1-2160 (719 amino acids)
Source: RefSeq, a predicted model, not a curated record